AUGGAUGAAAACAGUGUUACUUUCUUAAACAAUCUUGAUUGGAGGUCCAAGCUGUUUACCAUCAAGGUCAAUGUGUUAAGACUUUGGAUUCGUGUGAAUCCAAAGAGAGAAGGAGAAACCCUUGGUAUUGAGAUGGUGGUCAUGGAUGAGCAGGGGACCCGGAUGCAUGCUACUGUUUGGAGCAAGUUUAUGAAAAAACAUGAAAUUUUGCUUAAUGAACAUGAGUGUUAUUACAUAUAUAAAUCUCAACUUUCUGUCAUUAAGUCAAAUUUGAAACACUUUGAGAAGGAACAUGCUAUUAGCUUAAACUUCGAUACAUCGGUUAAAAAGUGUGAGAAUUUUUAUGGAAGUGUAUAUGGUAUUCGGUUAGCAUCGUUUGAGUCCAUAAAAGCUGGUGAAGUCGAUGUCAAGUAUCGACUUGAUUUUAUUGGGUAUGUAGAUGAGUGGUCUGAACCAGAAGUGACCAAAAUGAAGAUGGGAAAAGAUAGCAAAUACAUAAACAUGCAAUUGCUGGAUGAAGAGUCUAGCCAUAAAGAAGAAAUUGAUGUUGUUCUGCUUGUGCAGUUUGGUAGUUUCAACAAGUAUAAAGGGAAGAUAAUGCUAUCUAAUGCUUUCCAAAUAACCAGGCUGUUUUUCAAUGCUGAUAUCAACGAGAUUCGGUUUGUUGAGAAGAUAUGUAAAACAUCGUCUAAUGGUCAGAAAUCUAUUAGUUCAUCUGGAAACAUCAGUCUUGCGGAUGACUUUUUAUUCAAGCAUCAUUUUUACAAUUUCCUUGAUAUUACGCCGUUGGAUAAGCCAUGUGAGCUCAUAGUUCAUGGUAUGAUCAUGAGUGUGGAUGAUAAAGAUGAUUGGUACUACGUUGGUUGUGAUGAGUGCAAUCGGAAGGUGGAGACAACAUUUGUCAUUGAGGUAGCUGAAGACGGUGCUGAGGAACCAAAGUGA
Helianthus annuus (common sunflower) is the source of this 942-nucleotide messenger RNA. RefSeq lists its product as uncharacterized. Bases 1 to 942 code for a protein of 313 amino acids. The transcript has 7 exons. Lineage: Eukaryota; Viridiplantae; Streptophyta; Magnoliopsida; Asterales; Asteraceae. The record is from RefSeq and is a predicted model, not a curated record.